This is a messenger RNA of Aureobasidium uvarum, 336 nucleotides long. NCBI's taxonomy places the organism in Eukaryota, Fungi, Ascomycota, Dothideomycetes, Dothideales, Saccotheciaceae. The record is from the annotation of a GenBank genome assembly.
AUGAACAGCGCACUCGCAUCGCGACCGCUCUCGAACCCUUCAAAGAAGCUCUCGACAGAGGGUCAGAAGCUCGUUGGUGACUUGCGCGAGGUCGUUGAGCAGGCCAAGCUUCUGCUCCUGACCAAGAACGAGGGUAACCUCCUCCAGGACUUCAUCUGGCAAACUCAGCAGAUCUCCGGUGGCAAUGCCGGCACCCCUAACGCUCCUGUCGACAAGGAAACAGCCAAGCAGCACGGCAACGAGGCUCUCGACGGCCUGCGCACCCUCGGCACGCUCAUCCUGUCCAACGGUCAAUUCCGCAAGCUCUGUAAGUUUAGGUUGUAUUCUGCACCAUGA